AGUGGUAUUGCAUUGCAUCUUCUUGUGAGCAGCUGAUUCUCUUGUCUGUUACACCACGGGACUACCUGAUGCUUGUUCAUCUAUCUUGGCUUCAAAGUAACAUUCCCCUGAACUUCUUCUCAUAGUGAUCACUGCUCAGUCAGGAAGUAAACGACAAUGACAAGAUGCACUGCGUGCACCCGUAAGAACUCUAUAGUGAUGAUAGAUGACUCCACUCCUUGCACUGACAAGCUAGUGAUCAGCUAUGGUUUCGCGAGGUUCAUGGAGACGGACGAACCUGCGGCGCCGCAACGUUCCGCGCUCGUGCACCCGGACGCCGUCGCCGUUCACAUCCCGUCGAGCCUCUCCGCCGAGGAGCCGGUCUUCAGAGAGCGACACGGUGACAUGAUCGCCGCCGCCAUGGCCGCAGCGUCCCCGGGGUACUCGCCGUCGUUCCCGGCCGCGCGGCAGGUGUCGAUCAGCCUGCCGGCGUCGCCGACCGGGUUCGGCGCCUCCAGGACGGAGGCGGAGCUGGAGCGGCACGCCAUAACGGACGCGCCGCGGCGGAUGAUGGUGCCCCCUCGCGCCCCGGUGGCCGUGGCGCUGGCGCAGCCUGACAAGGUGGUGUUCCGGUCCCAGCCGAUCCCCGCGGCGCCGCCGAGUGCGAAGGGCGCCGCCCAGGGGCACGAAGACCCGAGCCGGAGCGCGCCGCACGGGGCGAGGUCCAAGGCGCGCCGGGACAAGAGCUACGACUCGUUCAAGACGUGGUCCGGUAAGCUGGAGAAGCAGAUCACCACGCACCUCCUGGGCGGGCGGCCGCCGGCACCGCAGCCGCAGGAGGAGGAGGAGCCCGAGGAAGACGACGCGGCGAGCAACCGCCGGCUCUCGUCCUCCAUGCCCCAAGUGCAGCGCUUCUUCGCGGCGCUGGAAGGCCCCGAGCUCGACAAGCUGCGGUCCUCGGAGGAGCUGAUCCUGCCGUCCGACAAGACGUGGCCGUUCCUGCUCCGGUUCCCGGUGUCGGCGUUCGGCAUGUGCAUGGGGAUGAGCAGCCAGGCCAUCCUGUGGAAGCGGAUCGCCAUCUCGGCGUCGACGCGGUUCCUGCACAUCACCGUCAAGAUCAACCUGGUGCUCUGGUGCGUCUCGGUGGCGCUCAUGGUCGCGGUGUCGGCGCUCUACGCCUGCAAGGUGGUGUUCUACUUCGAGGCGGUGCGGCGCGAGUACUACCACCCGAUCCGCGUCAACUUCUUCUUCGCGCCGUGGAUCGCGUGCCUGUUCCUGGCCAUCGGCGUGCCGGACCUGGUGGCGGCCAGCCUCCCGCACUGGCUCUGGUACGUGCUCAUGGCGCCCAUCGUGUGCCUGGAGCUCAAGAUCUACGGGCAGUGGAUCUCCGGCGGGCAGCGGCGGCUCUCGCGGGUGGCCAACCCUUCCAACCACCUCUCCAUCGUCGGCAACUUCGUGGGCGCGCUGCUGGGCGGCAUCAUGGGCCUCAAGGAGGGCCCGAUGUUCUUCUUCUCCGUCGGGCUGGCGCACUACAUGGUGCUGUUCGUGACGCUGUACCAGCGGCUGCCGACGAGCGAGACGCUGCCCCGGGACCUCCACCCGGUCUUCUUCCUCUUUGUGGCGGCGCCCAGCGUGGCGUGCCUGGCGUGGGCGAGGAUCACCGGCGAGUUCGGCUACGGGUCCCGGGUCGCCUACUUCAUCGCCAUGUUCCUCUACGCGUCGCUCGCCGUGCGGGUGAACCUGUUCCGGGGGUUCGGCUUCUCGCUGGCGUGGUGGGCCUACACGUUCCCGAUGACGAGCGCGGCGAUCGCGUCCAUCCGCUACGCGUCGGAGGUGAAGAACGCCUUCACGCAGUGCAUGUGCAUCGGCCUGACGGCGGCCGCGACGCUGACCGUGACGGCGCUCUUCCUGACGACGCUGCUGCACGCGGUGGUGCACCGCGACCUCUUCCCCAACGACAUCUCCAUCGCCAUCACGGAGCGCCGGCGCAAGCCCAUCUUCGCGGAGGAGAUGAGGCCGAGCAAGCGCCGCGGCGGCGGGACGAAGCAGCAGCAGGCGGCGCUCGACACCGCCGCCGCGACGUCGUACACGUAGCUAUAGACCGGGGCGGCUGAACCCGCCGGGCAACCGCGAGCAUGACAGUGAUACGCAUUGAUACGUACGGUGGAUCGUCGUCGUCCUAGCUCUCGGACGCGUCUGCUUGGUAAGAUGCCGUGGGGGGGCUGUGCGCUCGGCAGAGCCACUAGUGUGAGAUGCGUGGCUGGAUUGGAUGAUGAGGUAUGGACUCACGCGCACUCUUUGUAUGUACACCGUGUAUCACAGAGGAAGAUAUACUAUAGCGCUUUAAUCUCCGCAUGAGUACACAGUUCA
Messenger RNA from Panicum virgatum (switchgrass), 2349 nucleotides. RefSeq names its product S-type anion channel SLAH2-like. The record is from RefSeq and is a predicted model, not a curated record. NCBI's taxonomy places the organism in Eukaryota, Viridiplantae, Streptophyta, Magnoliopsida, Poales, Poaceae. Gene Ontology annotation, cellular component: membrane. The transcript has 5 exons. Gene Ontology annotation, molecular function: voltage-gated monoatomic anion channel activity. Bases 157 to 2073 code for a protein of 638 amino acids. Gene Ontology annotation, biological process: intracellular monoatomic ion homeostasis; transmembrane transport.